UUUCCUCUAAAAAUCUCACCCUGCUCGACAGCAGGGGGAGGGAACCCUAAAUAUAUACAUAUAUAUUUUAUAUACAAUAACAUAUUUACUCUCUUUGCCAUGGAUGAUCAACAAAUACCGUCACUGCUAUCAGAAAACAACAACGAAAACAAUCAAAAUAAUGACGGCCUAUUAUUAUCGAAUAAUAAUGAUAAGGUGAAGGACUCUCCGUCUAAUUCUACGGCCGUCAAGAAACGGAGGGGAGCGGUGCAACUGAUCAAGGUGGCGCUGUACAUGAUCCGACGUCGUUCUGGAAAAUCCAAGUCGACGGUUGACGUGGCAUCAUCAGGAGGAAGCCUUUGGAAUUGCCUAGUUGGCUCCAUGCGCCCUUUGCAUCUCCAAAGCCACGGCACUCCACGUCAUCAUCACGCUGCAACCCAUGAUCAUAAAAACAACGCCGUUAUAACGUCACCGAUGUCCCCUGGUGCCUCCAGCUCCUACUCCACGGACGAUGACACGAGCCGCUACGCCUCUGCGGCCAAUCUUCAAGCCCUCGACACCGAGAGCCGCUAUGCCUCAGCGGAGAAUCUUCGGGCGCUUGAUGAUAGUGAAUGUGAAGAUGAUCAUGGUCAUGAUGAAAAUGGUGGAGAUGAGAUGAUUGAUGCCAAGGCUGAGGAGUUUAUUGCUCAGUUUUACCAACAGAUAAGGCUUCAGCGCUUGAACUCCAUGGAUCGCCGUUACAAUGAGAUGAUUCAGAGGUCAAUUGGUUGAGAUUAAUUAAUGGUGAUCCUAAUUAAUCAAGAGGGACAUCAUUUUGAACGUUACGUCGGUUUGUUUUUUUCUUUCCUAUGCAUGCAUGCAAAAACAUGCGUGCACGUCGAGUUAAUUACUUUAUUUUAUUAUUUAUAUCAUAUUUUUGGUCAUUUCCUUUUGUUUGUUUCAAAGAUAUAUAUGGAAAUUUAUUAAUUGUUCAUUGUGGGUCAAGAGAUUCUUGUCGAUUGCGUGGAGAAAAACCGAAUUCUUGUCUGGGGUCAUGGACUGAUCAUGGGCUGGUGUUUGUUGUUUUUGAGAGGAAAAAUUGUCUUUAAUUAUUUUGUCAUCUAUAAUCAUUUGUAAUAUUUAUUUUUCUAUAGUCAAUUUUAGUAUCAGUUGGGCUUUGCAAUCAAUAGUUGAACAUUUUUUUUGUACUGUUAAAUUAAUAAAUUCACUGUUUCUAGCCUCA
Molecule: messenger RNA, 1201 nt
Organism: Cannabis sativa
Lineage: Eukaryota; Viridiplantae; Streptophyta; Magnoliopsida; Rosales; Cannabaceae
Exons: 1
Coding region: 100-750 (216 amino acids)
Source: RefSeq, a predicted model, not a curated record